Molecule: messenger RNA, 846 nt
Organism: Eutrema salsugineum
Lineage: Eukaryota; Viridiplantae; Streptophyta; Magnoliopsida; Brassicales; Brassicaceae
Product: GEM-like protein 4
Exons: 2
Coding region: 56-730 (224 amino acids)
Source: RefSeq, a predicted model, not a curated record
AAGCUUCAUUUUACAAAUCACACAACAUCAAGAUCAAUUACGCAAUCCCCUGAAGAUGAACAUGAGCAGCAGGUUUGAGCAACAAGUCAUUUGUUUUCCGGCGGGAAAGACUACUCCGAUGGGUUACUUACCUGAUCCGGCUUCGAUUAACAAGUUCUUGGUUUCGACUUCUUCCAAGAAAUCUGAACAAAGCAACGGAAUAAAAUCGAUUUUUAAAAGGAAGAAAACUAAUGGUUUCACCAGUGGAGCUAGAGACCAGACCAAGGUAAGACCAAAGCUAACCGAAACAGUGAAGAGAAAGCUAUCUUUAGGCGCUAGGAUUCUUCAGGUCGGAGGUUUAGAGAAGAUCUAUAAGCGGCUCUUCAGAGUCAGUGAAGAUGAGAAACUACUCAAAACUUACCACUGUUACUUGUCCACUACGGCGGGUCCCAUCGCAGGGCUUCUCUUCGUUUCUUCCAAGAAAAUGGCCUUCUGCAGCGAGAGAUCCAUAAAGGUGGCUUCCCCUCAAGGAGACAUGAUCAGAGUUCACUACAAAGUGUCAAUUCCUUUGUGCAAGAUCGAGAGAGUGAACCCAAGCCAGAACACCAAGAAACCGUCACAGAAGUACGUGGAAGUAGUCACGGUUGAUGGUUUCGACUUCUGGUUCAUGGGUUUCUUAAGCUACCAGAAAGCUUUCAAUUGCCUUGAGAAGGCUCUUUCUCUGAGCUUUGAACACAGUGAAGAGCAAUAAAGCCACGCUUUCUGAGUAGCUUUGGAGUUUAGAAGAUAGACAAUACUGUACAUACGUACUUCUUUGUUUCUUUUACAUUGUAGACAAGAUCAGAUCAAUAUGUUAAGCGAAUCAUA